Molecule: messenger RNA, 1917 nt
Organism: Cannabis sativa
Lineage: Eukaryota; Viridiplantae; Streptophyta; Magnoliopsida; Rosales; Cannabaceae
Exons: 3
Coding region: 428-1804 (458 amino acids)
Biological process (GO): carbohydrate metabolic process
Molecular function (GO): polygalacturonase activity
Source: RefSeq, a predicted model, not a curated record
AUCAUCAUUUGUUUUUUUUUUCCUCUCUACAAGAUUUAGCCAACUCAAUUUCUUAUUCCAAAAUUCAAGUAACUACAUAUAAGAAAUGUAUGUAAUCAAUCAAUUUUUACUUCUGUUUAAAUUAACCACAUUUUUUAAUGUUAUAAUUUGUGAAUCAUACCUUAUAUUUUAAAUUUGGCAUUACAACAUAAGUUGUUAACUCAACUGAAACAGUUAAUAGUCUUAAUAUAAUAAUAGCUUAACUCAAAUUUCAGAUAAGUUUUAGACUAAUCAAAAGAAUUGAAACAAUUUUUAGUUUUAUUUUAAUAAUAGUAAAAUAAAUUAAAAAAGGAAUUUAUAAAUUUAUCAAAAUUUAUCGUCUUCUCUCUAUUUUUUUGGAAACAGUACGAAAACAAAGAAGAAGAAGAAGAAGAUUCACCUUCAAACGAUGACCAAUCCUUAUCCAGAAAUUAUAAUCAUUCUCCUCUUCCUACUAGUCCCGAUCCAAUCCACUCGCCACAAAUCACCACAAACAAUAUCCGUCACCGACUUCGGCGCCACUGGCGACGGCCUUCGAUACGACACCACCGCGAUCCAAUCCGCCAUAGACGCGUGUUCCGGCAUUGAAAGAUGCCGCGUGGUGUUUCCUCCGGGAACUUAUCUGACAGCCACAGUCCGACUCAAAUCCGGCGUGGUAUUGGAAGUGGGAGUGGGCGCGACGAUACUGGGAGGCAUGAGGAUGGAGGAUUACCCUAGGGAGCAAUCGGAGUGGUACGUUGUGCUGGCGGAGAACGCCACCGAUGUGGGAAUCACCGGCGGCGGAGCGAUCGACGGACAGAGCUGGGGGUUUGUGGAGAGGUUUGAUGAGAAGAAGAAUGUGAUGGUGAGUUGGAAUCGGACUGGAGCUUGCUCCGGUGACGAGUGUAGGCCCAGGUUGGUUGGAUUCAUUGGUUGCAAAAACGUUGUCGUUUCCAAUGUUUUCCUAACCAAGCCUGCUUACUGGUGCCUACACAUAGUACGAUGUGAAAACAUAUCGAUUCAUGAUGUUCAAAUCUAUGGAGAUUUUAAUACACCAAAUAAUGAUGGUAUUGACAUUGAGGAUUCAAAUAACACAAUUAUUACAAGAUGUCAUAUCGAUACCGGAGAUGAUGCUAUCUGUCCCAAGACAUAUACUGGCCCUCUUUAUAAUUUAACUGCAACAGACUGUUGGAUUAGAACCAAAUCUUCAGCUAUCAAAUUGGGUAGUGCUAGUUGGUUUGAUUUUAAAGGUCUAGUGUUUGACAAUAUUACUAUUGUUGAUUCUCACAGAGGACUGGGAUUGCAGAUACGUGAUGGGGGAAAUGUAAGUGAUGUAACCUUCUCAAACAUUAAAAUAAACACAAGGUACUAUGAUCCAUCAUGGUGGGGAAGAGCAGAGCCUAUUUAUGUGACUACUUGCCCAAGGGACUCAAGUUCAAAAGAGGGCUCAAUCUCUAACAUAAACUUUGUCAACAUAACUGUGAUUUCCGAAAAUGGUAUCUUCUUAUCAGGCUCAGAAGGUGGAGAACUAAGUAAUCUGAGAUUCAUAAACAUGAAUGUAACUUAUAAAAGAUGGACAAAAUAUGAUGGUGGACUGGUAGACUACAGACCAGGAUGCCAAGGACUAGUUCAUCACAGCUCAGCCGGGUUGUUGAUGGAGCACAUAAAUGGAUUAGAGGUUGAAAAUGUUAACAUGAAAUGGUCUGGUGCUCGAUCAAGGCGGUGGAAUAUACCUCUGGAUUUCAGGUCUGCAACUGUAAAUAACAUAUCUAUGCUUAAUUUCCAUACUAGUUUGUUAAAACAGUGAAGAUACAAAAGAAGAUUACCAUGAUGCCAUGCCACUUGUGUUUAAGGAUGUAUUUGUAAAAUCAUAUAAACAGUUCAUUGGAUGAUAAAGAUUGCAAUGCUCUUCAAAAUUUA